UGGCGCUGCGCGCCCGCUUGCCGCAGCCUCGCCAGGCCGGACCGCCUGGGCCGCGGAGCCGCUCUCGCCAUCCUUGGCGGUGCUGUGGCCUCGCUCCGCUCUCGCAGGUACUGGAGGUCGGUGUCUGCGGAAUGCGAGAGUUGGUGCGAGACAGCUUGAACUUCUGGGGAUUCCUCCGCCAGCCCGUUAGGCCGUGUCGUGCAUUUUGCUAGAUACCCAAAGAAAAUACUCCCUCCAGUGCCCUUUUCGGAUAUUAUGACUUUGCUUCUUAAAAACUGACGAGAAGACCCAACUCUUCCCGCUGCCAGGAACUAUCUUGUCUUUAGAGUCUGGGAUGAAGGCUAGCAAAUGAGAAAGCUAUGUCUUUGCGGCCCUUCCCUAACACUUCAGAGGAGCUUCGUUCCUACCAUUUUUCCAGCCUUCAGAUUUCUCCUGAGCAAUGACCCAGAAGACUCCAUCAGUUUAGUAUUAGAGUGAUAUUGUGCCCUGAGCCCUCAAAAUGGCAGCUAAAAUGGAGAUAACUUUGAGUACCCACACUGAGGAUUCUGACAAGCAAGAGAGACACAUAAUAAUGAAGCUGGAAGAGAAACGUGGGGACCCUCAGCAGAAAGCCUGUCCUGAUCCAGAGCUUUCCCGCCAGAGCUUCAGACACUUUUGUUACCAAGAAGUGUCUGGCCCCCAGGAAGCACUCUCCCGCCUGCGACAGCUCUGCACACAGUGGCUGCGGCCUGAACUACACACUAAAGAGCAGAUUUUGGAGCUUGUAGUGAUGGAGCAGUUUUUGGUCAUCCUGCCUCCAGAGAUCCGGGCGCAGGUCUGGCCUCGAUGCCCAAUGAGCAGCAGGGAGAUUGUGACUCUGGUGGAAGAUUUGCACACAGCAUCCAAAAAACCAAAGCAGUGGGUGACCGUUUGUAUGCAAGGGCAAAAGGUACUCCUGGAGAAAACAGGGCCUCAGUUCGCAGGACAAGAACUUCGAGACUUUCAACCCCAAACUCCUAGCAGAGACACUCAAGAGAACUCUCUGGAAGAGCCUUCCCAGGAAGGAUCUCAUGACCAGCUGAGUCCCCGUCACUGGGAGAACUUUGUCCGCCUCCAGGAACCGGUCCCCAAACUGCCUGAGACAGAGGCCUCCAGAAUGAGAAGUGACAACAAGGAAAAUCCACAGCAGGAGGGAGCAAAAGGUGCAAAGACAUUUGCCGUGUUACCUGGAAGGUCUAAAGGGAAUAGUUUGCACAGCCCUGAGCCAAGAGGGAUGAACAUGAGUGAAGCCCGAUUGUCAGGGUGGCAGGUCACCCAACCACAUGCUCAGAAGCCACCUGCUCUCUACCAGAGACAAUGCAGAGAGCUGGACUGUCUCAGCAACCCCCUCAGAGGCCACCCACUGAGAGAGCUAAAGAAAAGCGGUGGAGGCAGAAGCAGUCUGAGCAGCCUCCUGCAACGCCUUAGUCCCCAGGCAGCCCUCUCAGCCAAGAAGCCUUACAGAUGUGAUGACUGUGGGAAAAGCUUCACGUGGAAUUCGGAGCUGAAACGACAUCAGAGAGUCCACACAGGGGAGAGGCCCUACAUCUGUGGGGAGUGCGGAAACUGCUUUGCCCGGCAGUCAACUCUGAAACUGCACCAGAGAAUCCACACUGGGGAGAAACCAUACCAUUGCAGCCAGUGUGGGAAAAGCUUUCGCCAAAGCUCAAACCUCCACCAGCACCACAGGCUCCACCAUGGGGACUAAAGAAAUGCUGUGUGCUUUAGAGUCCUGGGGAAGGGCUUUCUGUCUCUCCUUUCCUUCCUUGCAUGUAAAUCACAGAAUGUUCCUGUGACUUACAGAGCAAGUGGCCCUUGGGGGACUGAUGGGUGAAAAUUCAACUGGUAAGAGCUCAAAGAGGCUGAUGGGGUCUGUCUGCAAAGAUGGCUGAUGCGGGUAUUGGGGCAGAAAGAACUGGCGUCUCAGCAGAGUGGGGACUAGUUAACUAAGGAAUAGUUAGGAUGACUUGCAAGUGGUUUUAAUUAAUUUAAUUAAUCUCAGUUCAGUUCUCCUGGUUGCUUUAUCUUCUAAAAUACAGUUAUUUUCAUAUGCACACAAGCAGUUCAGCAGUUUUCCAAGGAUAGUCUUUCUGCAACUAACUUUUUUGUUGUUAGUGGUGCUGGUUUUUAUAGCUCUGUCUGCUGGAACUCACUAUGUAUAGACCAGGAUAGCCUUGAACUCACAGAGAUCCACCCCCCUGCCUCCUGAGUGCUGGGUUUAAAGGUGUGCAAUCUACACCCUUCAGUAACAGACUUAACAAAAGACAAAUUGAGAUAUAUAUAUAUAUGUAUUUAUGUGAUGAGCAGUUUCUAAGUAAGUAGAUGGUACUUUUAUUUAAAAAAAAAUUUAUUUGAUGUGUUUUAUAUCAAAGUACUUUUGAUUUACAAAAGAUGUUGCAACUGCAGCCUAGGAUGUAAGGAGAAGUGAAUACUGCUCUGGUGGACAGGGGAAUUCUAUCUGUUCUUUCUCAAGCCAUUAGCUUUAAGACCGUGACUGGCAUGUUCACAGUGUUUACCAUUGGAUUUUGGCAAUGGUUAUACAAUCGGUGAUUCCAGGAAAGUUAUUGAAGCAAGUUAAUUUAUGACAGGUAAAUUAUACCUCCAUAGCAUUUUUAAAUAACAGAAUUCUAUGUUUAUAUAAAAUGUUAGAGUUCCAGAACUGGGUCUGUGACACCAUCCUCUGCCAAACUCUUGCUCACUUAAAGUAGGAAGAAGAACCCAAUCAAUAUCACCCUAAGCAAGCCCUGCUCUUCCUCAGCUCAGGCAGAUAAAGUGUUUCACCUUGUGUACACAUGGAGGAGGCGGCCAUUCUUCUGAAGGCACCACUAUGAAGUCACUGCCUUUAUCUCCAGUGUUGAGCCUGUCCUCACCUCUUUGCCAGCCCACAUACCAUUACUGGACAGAGCCUUUACAGUCAUGACCCCUCCCCCUCACAUACACAUACCCUUUCUUCUAGGUCAACUUCACUGUUGUCUUGUAGCCACUUCUUAGUCAUGUCUGUAUUUGUUUUCUAUUGGUGCUAUAACAAAUGACUGCAAACUUGGUGGCUUAGCACAGCUUCUCUUAUACUACUGGAAGUUAAAAGUCUGAAAUCAGUUUCACUCAGCCAGAAUCACCUUGGGCAGGGCUUCCCUUUCGGAGAAUCUGAGAGGUGAGUCAGUCUCCUUGAAUUUUUCAGCUAAUAUCAGCCUCCUACAUUCUUGAACUCAUGGCUCCUUCAUCCUCAAAGUACAUUCUUUGACUGUCCGUCUUGCCCAACCUUGUCUAACUUCAGCAUCUCUCUUAGAAGGAUGCUUAUAUUGGGUAUUGCAGGAUAAUCUCUCCCAUCUCAAAAUCGUUAAUAGCACCCCAGAAAAGUUCCUUUUGCCAUUUAAGGUAACAUUUGCUGGCUGCAGUGAUUAAGGUGUGAGUGUAUGUUGAGGACCAUCAUUUGGCCUACCUGUCCUGCCAGUGUACCUUGGGUCAGCUUAGUCACUCAAAGGCGAUCUCCCAAAGGGAAGGGACAAAGACUUGUUUCUAAGCGUUGGCGAAGGGACACUUCCUAGAGUUCUGUUACUUGGGAUUUUUCAUAGAGCUAGUGAGUAUGUUUCCUCUUUUCAGAUUACACAUUCGUAGUUGUUUAGUGUCUUCGGUACCUGUUCAGCUGAAGACCUUUAAUUUGUGUGACAGACUAACAGUGAACAUUAUUCUUUUUCAAAAGGUCAAGACGGGCUGUCGCCUUGCCUUCCUCUCCCCAGUGCAGUUGACCUUUGCAUGAGGCUCGCCUCCAGGCAGCUGACGGCACUGGAGGCCUUUGGGCUGUGUUUGUAUGUGGGGUUCCUUCAUCUCCUUUGCCCAUGCAUUCUUCGCCAGAGCCUCAGCAUCAGGUCUUGACCUAUUCUCUUUGCAGCCAGCUUCUCCUUCCUAGACCCCAAAGGAGAAAAUGGCCUUUUCCCUUUCACAUGUGGCUCUUGCUCCUAGCCAUCCCAUUGGCUGCCAUAUUUCUGGGUGCUGCCUAGCACAUACUGGUGUCAGGUUAGGGGGGACUCCUGCUUGUAGUGUUGGAUCCCUGAGCUACUCCCAGGGAGACCCAAGGAGAAAGGAAACAUGGACAAAUAGUGGAUGUCUAUACCUCUGAAGAGCAUUUUCGCUGCUCCAGUAGGGUGUAAACCAAUCCCACAUUACAACCAUCACUUUCCAUAAAAUUGGCAUUGACUCCUCACAGUACAACAGACUGUUACAUUUUCACUCCAACGUUUCCUAAAACUAAAAUGCUUCCUUUUUAUUUCUUCAUUGAAGAAUUACACAUACCAGAAAACGCGUGCACUUAUAGUAUACGGUUCAAUGGUUACAAUACAGUGUUUAGUUAGAGCUGUGCCUCUUUUUAGAACAUUCUCAGCCUCGCAGAGAAAGCACCCUUAAACAUUAGCAGGGAUGCCCUGUUCCUGUCACACCCUGUGCCUCUGGAGCAGAGUAUCUUCAGGUUCACACACGUAUCACAUAUCAGGACUUCAUUCCUUUUAUUCCCUAGUCAUGUUGCAUUGUAUGAAGGGGCAUUCAUUUAUCUAUUGAUUGAUGGACAUUGUGUAAUUGCACUCUAGCUAUUGUGAAUGGAACAUGUUGUUCACAACAAUGCUGCUGUGAACAUUGACAUUUAAGUUUUUGUAUUUCAUUCCUUUUGGGUACAUGCCUAAAGGUUGAACUGCUAGGUCACGUGAUAAUUUUCUGUUUACCUCUUUUACGAAACCUCAAACUAUCUUCCAAAGAGGCUGCACCACACUUUACAUUUUGACCAGCAAUGUACAAGGGUUCCAAUUUUUGUUGUUGUUGUUAAUGAUUUUGCCUUUUGAGACAGUCUCAUGGCUGGCACAGAACUCAGACUCCCAGCUGAGACUGACCUUGAACUCUUGCUCCUCAUGCCUCUACCUCCCAAGCGUCAGGAUGAUAGGCAUAUGUCACAUGUCCAGCUUCCUAAAGUUUGUCUUUGCUCUCCCAGUCAAUGUGAAGUGGUGUGUCAUGACGUUGAUUGUAUUUUCCCUGAUGACUAAUAACACAUUUAUUGAAUGUGUAUUUCCUUUGAAGAAAUAGCUACUCAAAGUUCCCAGCCCCUCUGGUGUUUUGAGACAGGGUCUUCUUGCUCUGUAGCUCUGGCUGGCCUAGAACUCAUUACAUAGACUACGCUGGCCAUGAAUUUGAGAUAACAUCCCUGCCUCUAUUUCCCAAACCUUUUGAGUCUUGCCCUGUAGCCUAGGCUGGUCAGGCUUGCAGCGAUCCUCCUGCCUCAGCCUGAGCCCUGGGAUUCCAGGUAUGAGCCAUCAGAACUUUCUUUGUGACCCUUUUAAAAUGCAUUAUUUAUCAUUUUUAUUGCUGUGUUGGAAGGAUUCUUUAAAUAUUCUGGAAUAAGGAACUUGUCAGGUGUAUGACUUGCAAACUGUUUCUCCCAUUCCUUUGUAAUACAUUCUUGUACAAUUGUUUUGUUUUUGCAGUGGGUGCUGAUAUAAUCUCCUGUAUAACUCAGGCUAGUUCAAACUCGCAAUCCAUCUGUCUUAACCAGUGGAAUGCUGGGAUUACUGAUGUACACCCAUGCCCAGCAGUACGCAUUUGUAAUAAAAACAGCUGUCACUUGCCAAAAUACAUGGGACCCAUAGUUUCCAAAUUGCCAGUAAAACAGUCUGACAUUCCUGUGAAUUAAGAAUGAAGUUUAGGAUUCUUGGAACAUAAUUCAUACCAGUUCUUGCAAGCCUGUUGAGUCACCCACAGAUUUUCCUGUACCAGUCAUGAGUACCUCACAGUUCCUAAGGGAAACUUAAAUAUCUAUUAAAAUGGUUCUGCUGUUUAGCCCUUGGAAUAAACA
Molecule: messenger RNA, 5851 nt
Organism: Psammomys obesus (fat sand rat)
Lineage: Eukaryota; Metazoa; Chordata; Mammalia; Rodentia; Muridae
Gene: Znf174
Product: zinc finger protein 174
Exons: 3
Coding region: 500-1726 (408 amino acids)
Source: RefSeq, a predicted model, not a curated record